Molecule: messenger RNA, 2048 nt
Organism: Prorocentrum cordatum
Lineage: Eukaryota; Dinophyceae; Prorocentrales; Prorocentraceae
Source: the annotation of a GenBank genome assembly
GUGGACCCGGGCACGUUCUCUCUGUGCUCAGAGGCCUUACGGCAGGUCAGGAGGAGAAGGAGAGAGAGGGGGGGAGUCCGUAGCCACUUUGGCUCAAGCCAGUCUGCCUCGAGCGGCACGCCACCAGGACUCUCUGUCCGGCCGCCGCUGCCAACGACUCCCGCGCCGGGUAUGGCGCUCAGCGUACCGGCGCGCCAGGGCGGGGGCACCCACAUCGACGAAGGGGCCGCCCAGUCGCUCGCCAGCCGCCAGGUCGUGACCUUCGAGAUCGAGCCCGGGCCCCCCCCGUCGCCGGUGGAGGCCGCCGCCCCGGCGCGGCACGCCGCGCCGCCCGCCGUGGCGCUCCUGGCGGCGCUGGCCGCGCUCUGGUGCUGGUCCGCGGCGGCGGGCCGAGGGUGCACCGCGUCCUGGUCCGACGAGAACCAGGAAGUCUUCCAGCGGGGCGCGCUCUGGGCGGCGACGGUGGCCGUGCCGUAUGCCGCGCUGGCGGCCUGGUGCGUGUGGGUGCGCGGCAGCUUCCAGGCCAGCCUGCCGCUGCACCGGUGGACGAGGGUCUACGGGGCGGGCGCGGGCGCGGCGGCGGCGCUGUUCGCCUCGGACCCGUGGAGCCAAGUGUGCGGGAACUGGCUUUUGGCUUUUGUUCCGAACGUGCUCAUGUUCGCGACCCUGGGGGUGCUGAAGAUCGUCUCGCUGGUUAUCGUCGCGAACAAGCUGGAGGAGCUGCAGCGCCCGCGAGUCGCAUUGGCCGUGCGGUGCCUCUCGGCCGUAAUGCUGCUGUGCGCAGUGCUGUUGUGCUUCGGAGUUUUCGUUGACCUCGCUGACCAGUUUCUCACGCGGCCGGACUGGCUGCUGCCAGUGUGUCGUCUCACGCGGCUGGACGUGUGUCGUCUCCUGGAAGACAUCAGAUUCUACAGCCUGAGCGGCCUGGCGCUCGCCUACCUGGGCGCGUGCAUAUUCGGCGUCUGCGGCCUCCUGGCCGCCGCGGCGCGCGCCCGCUCCACGGGAAGCGCGGCGCAGCGGCGCGCGGCCUGUUUCGUCGUGGCGACGGCCCUCGCCCUGGCGCUCUCCUUGGCCACCAGCGUUGCGCUGCUCUUCGGACACGGUGCCUCCAUGACUCACUGGGGGGCGGCCCUCGACGCGCUGGGCGACUGCCUCGCGGUGGCGCUCUUCUCCGGGCUGAUCGGGCCGCCCUCCCUGCAGGUUCUCGCACGCGAUGCGUUCUCUGCCAUCAACUGCUACACCGACGACCAGCUCCAAUCCUUCUACGAGAUGUAUUUGGAGUACCUGGACAGGGCGCGGGUGAAGUGGGUGCGCUGCGGCUACCUGCGGCGGCUGGCCUCAGCCGGUGACAUCAUGCAGCGUUGCCAGGAGGUACCGCUCGACCAGGUGUUCAUCGGCAGCAGAGGAUUCCCACUUGUACGUGAUGGUGAGAAGAAGAGGUUUGUCCUUUCGCACCCGUGGUUGUCAAAGGAGCACCCCGAUCCCACUGGCGUCAAGUUGAGGCUGCUCGUGCAGCAGCUCGACAUGCUGCAUGCCUCCGACGAUCACGCCGUGUUCGUGGACUACAUGAGUCUCCCCCAGAACGACAAACUGAACCCAGAGCUGCAGCGCAUCGAGGCCGCGUCGGGGAUGCCCAAGCCUGGCUCGCAUCCGUCCGUGCGCACAGUUGCGGAGGAGGCCCAGUUCAAGGAGGCGCUCUCCGCCAUGGAGCAGAUCUAUAGCAUUGGCAAGACGCCCGUCAUUGUUCUGCCCAUGGAUGGCGACGUGGACGCGGGCAGGGAGUACAUUUCCAGAGGCUGGUGUCUUCUGGAAUUCUGUCUCUCCAUGGGCUUCGACAACAUCUCGAAUGCCGCGAUCCACGAGCCUGUGAGGCGCCUGAGGGAGCAUGUGGAGUCCAUGAACGGACACACGGUUCAGGGCUUCCGCGAAGCGUUUAAAUUGACGCACUUCACGAACAAGGGCGAUGCCAACGUCGUUCUCAAGCUGUUCGAGAACACGCUGAAUCUGGCAUCUCGCCACUGAGGGAGCGUUCGCCGCCGAAGUGUAGG